AUGGAGAACAAGGAAUUUGGAAAUGUCGCCAAUGCGAUUGGACCUACACAGAGGGAUCUUUGUUAUGUUUUGAAACCAAAGGUCAGUCCAGUGUUAGGGUUUCUUGGGCCAACAUCAUUCUUAGCUGCAAAUUCAUCACAUCAGCUGUUUCCACUAUCCGCCUUAUUUGGCUCUGAGUCAGCUGAUGCGGAACCUCAUGUCCAUGGUUCCCAAACUGCGGGCUGCUUCAACGGGGAGAAAAAACAGUCAGAAUCUGAAAACGGUUCAACUUCUGAGGAUAACAAAAGGUCCCCUGAAAUCGAACAAGUUCAAGAUGUUGAUUUCUCUACAAACCUGGAUCAACCCACUGGUGAUGUGAUAGAGGAGGAGCUGGAAUAUGAAGAAGGGUUGGGUUCAAAGCCGGUUUCUCACAGUGAAAGUGUUGAGAGGUUAAUGACUCAGCAGCGGCCUCUAGAAGAAGCUACCGGCGAUUCCAACUGGUUCAAGUCAAUAUUUCGAUUUAAGAAAAAAGAACCAGAUGUUCUGCAAGUUGGGGAAACGUCUAGUGUCCCGGAAGCUAACCGGCCGCGUGGUAACCUAAGCCUUCCGGGAGGGGAUAUGACAGGCUCUACUGCAAAUACUCCAUCAAAAGCCCCAGCCUUUGUUCAGGGUGGUGCAGUCAAUUCAACUCAAGUUGCAAAGUCACCUGAUACCAGCAAAGUUGUCAACAAUGGAGCGGCUAUUGAAGACGGGCAAAAGUUUCCGCCUCCUUUGACGGAGGAGCCAAAACUGCAAUACGUCAGCAAGGUUGAUGCUAGUGCAGCAGAGGGAAAAAACACGUCAGACACAGGACGUCUCACCCCAAUCGAACCAUCCCGUCACAUGAAUAUAUCAAACAACGUGACUUCUGGACCGGAUGGAAUAAGAAUAGAAACUAUACUUCAUGCAGAAGGUACUCAUCCGUUUGAAGAAACAGAAAGUUCUGUCACUACAAAGCCAGAUUAUGGUGUGGCCAAUGUUACAGGUGUGGUGGACACAGGUGCCAGAGGAGACAUCACCGGUCCAUCAAGUUCUGAAAUUGAUAUUCCACCAGUGAGUUCGCUGGAAGAAGAGACUCUAGGGGAACCAUUAUUGAGACCAGUUGUUGAAGGACCAGUUGUUGAAGGACGUAAACUGGAAAUACUGAAAAGCAUUGUAUACGGAGGUCUAAUAGAAUCCGUCACAAGCCUCGGUGUUAUCUCAUCUGCUGCUGGUUCUGGUGCUUCAAUGUUGAACAUUUUGGUCUUGGGGAUUGCAAACUUGCUGGGUGGGCUUAUUCUCAUCAUUCAUAAUCUCCAAGAACUUAGAGAUGAGGAACCCAGAAGAACGACAACAGAGAAUAACCAGACCAACGGUCAAGAAGAAGGUCGGUACAAGCGACUCCUUGGACGAAGAGACAAUUUCACGCUUCACGCAUCAGUCGCAAUCUUAUCCUUCAUAAUCGUCGGACUACUCCCUCCUGUGGUCUACUAUUUCUCAUUCAACAAAAGUUACAAUAAACACACCAAAGACUACAAAGUCGCAUCAGUUUUCGGGGCAUCUCUUCUAUGCAUCGUCUUGCUAGCCAUAGCUAAAGCUCACGCGAAAACCCCAAGAGGCAGCUACCUGAAGAGCGCUCUGUACUAUACGAUGAUUGCUGUAUCGGUGUCAGGGAUUUCUUACGUUGUUGGUAACUUUGUGGAUCAGCUGCUUGAGAAGUACGGAUGGUCUGAUGGAACUGAAACUCCGGCUGGAGAGAUGAUGCUUUCACUUAUGGGGAGAAAAGCCGGUAGCUUCGGAUACUCAUCAUCGUACUAA
Molecule: messenger RNA, 1815 nt
Organism: Arabis nemorensis
Lineage: Eukaryota; Viridiplantae; Streptophyta; Magnoliopsida; Brassicales; Brassicaceae
Source: the annotation of a GenBank genome assembly